GACGGAAGCACGCCGGGGGUGACCUCACCUUUCAACAUGGCGGCGGCGGUAGAUUAGGGCAGUGGGUCGAAGCAGUCACCGUCGCUUGGGGACCCUGUUGGAAGCAACCGCCGCCGCCGCUUUUCAUCUCUUCUGGGGCAGGGGCCAGGGCCAGGUUUUACACACCUGCAAGUAGACCUCUUAGGAGCUCUGUUGGCCAAUCCAAUGGCGUCCUCAACUACCAUGCCUCUAGGAUUUCACUAUGAAACAAAGUAUGUUGUUCUCACCUACUUGGGACUCCCUCAAGAGAAGUAUCAAGAGCAACAUCUUCUCUCAUCCCAAGGGGUUCAACUAGAUAUAGCUUCACAGUCUCUGGACCCAGAAGUAUUUUUAAAAGUUAAAUCUGAAAUUGAAGAAGAGCUAAAAUCCCUGGACAAAGAAAUUUCUGAAGCCUUCACCAGCACAGGCUUUGACCGUCACACUUCUCCAGUGUUUAGCCCUGCUAACCCAGAAAGCUCAAUAGAAGACUGCUUGGCCCAUCUUGGAGAAAGAGUAUUGCAGGAACUGAAAGAACCUCUGCAUAAAGCAUUGCAAAUGCUCCUCAGCCAGCCAGUGACAUAUCAGGCAUAUCGUGAAUGUACACUGGAGACCGCAGUUCAUGCCAGCGGCUGGAGCAAGUGCUUGGGAUGAAACCCAGGGUCUUACACAUAGUAGGCAAGCGUGAUACCACUGAGCUUCAACUCCAGCCCUUCUUAAUUUUACUUUAUUUUAUUUACUUAUGUAUAUUUUUUGCAGUACUAAGAUUUGAACCCAGGGUCUCACACAUUCUAGGCAAGUGCCGGACCACUGAGCCCUACACUUUGAUUUUGAGACAAGGUCUUACAAAAUUGCCAAAGCUGACCUUGAAUUUGAGAUUCUCCUCCCUCAGUCUCUUCAGACUCUGGAAUUAGAGGCAUAUGCCACUGUACCUGGCUUAAUAUACUAGUUUUAAUACACAAGACCUUGUCCUUAUGCAUCAUAUAACAAUGGAGGUUAAUUUUGAGGAUUGCAUCCUUAGGCGACCUCAUUAUGUGAACAUGUAAAGUGUAUACAAAUUAAGACUGGUACGGGUCUGGGGUUGUGGCUCAGGGGUAGAGUGCUCACCUAGCACGUGCAAGGCACUGGGUUCGAUCCUCAGCACCACAUAAAAAAUAAAAUAAAGGUAUUGUGUCCAACUACAACUAAAUAAACAAAAUAUUAAAAAAAAUUAAAACUGGUACGAUGUCACUAGGUAGUAUAAUCUUAGAGGACCACUGACCUGUGGUUCAUUUUUGACUGAAACAUUAUGUAUCACAUGACUAUUGUUACUUGUAUAGAGUUUCAGAGUGUUCAUAAUGUAUUAAAAUAUAUUUUUUUCCUCAUUUUUUUGGAACAAAGAAAAAUACAGACAUUUGAAAUAGAUUUUAUAAAUAACAGUGAGCUUGGUUAUGAUAUAUUUCUUAGUAUAUCAAACAUCUUAUACUUAGGUAAUAAUUUUACUAGUUUUCUUUUCUUUCUGUUGCUUCUGUCUAGUAACUGUUAGAGUAAAUUCUUGUAUGCCCUACCCUUCACUGCCCCAAUCCUAGAAUGAUCAUAAAAAAUCUAAGUCAACCUGGUCUUCACUGCCCUUUUUCACCCUUCCUGUUUUUAUGCAUUUUCCUGUUAAAUGGAUAGUCCCUCAUCUGGAUCAGGGGGCCAACUAUUGACUUAUUUAAGCUGUGGCUUAAAUACCUCAAGUUAAUGAGGCAUGCCAAUUAGAAUAUUACAUUUUCUGCUGAAUCUAGUAUUACUUUCCUUCUAAAUUCUCAAGGACUAAAAAGAACCUGGUUUAUGAUAUUAGGCUGCUGAAAUCUACCCUCCCUCAUUCCAAUUAAAAUCUAGAGUGGUUCACAAAACAGUAAGCUUACAGUUUACAUUCAGCAUGAGGUUUGCAAAAUUCCAGUCUUUUUUUUUUUUUUUUUUUUAGUCUUCAACACCUUGUUUAGCCACCUGAUAGAAGCAAAACUAUACAACAUCCUGCCAUGUCACCCCAAAAACAAUGUUUUUACUCGUUUUUAUUUUGUUUUGUUUUUGUUUGUUUACCAUGCUGGAGUUUGAGCCCAUAGACUCACACAUACUAUGUAAGCACUCUAUCACUGAACUGCAUCUCCAGGCCACACUUUUUUGAUAGCUGAAUGGGUCAUUAGCAAAGGACCUAUAGUGCUUUUUAAAGGGGGAAACAAAUAAAAGCUGGGCAUGGUGGAACAUGCCAACAUGCCUGUGAUCCCAGCGGUUUGGGAGACUGACACAGGAGGAUUGUAAAUUUAAAGCCAGAUUCAGCAACUUAGAGAGGCCCCAAAGCAACUUAGCAACACCCUAUCUCAAAAUAAAAAGGGCUGAUGAUAUGGUUCAGUGGUUAAACGCCUCUGUGCUCAAUCCUUGGUACCAAAAAAGUGAAGGGGAGGCAAAAAUUUGAUAUAAUAUUGCUUACUAUCUAGCAAGUCAAUAAAGCACCAAUCAGAAAAAAAAAAAUGUCUACAAAGCAUGCCAGGUUAGGGACAAACUGAGUAUCGAUUCAUUUGUAAAGAAAUUUUUAAAGAAUCUUUAUAGAAUACUCUUUAAAUAUGUUUAAAAGAGUAGAUGGAAAAAGCUGGUUAUGAACAUACAUUAGUUAUAUGAUCUUUUGUUAUUAAAAAAAACAAAAAAAAGGACAUCAGACUGGGAGUGCAGCUUGGUGGUAGAAUUUGUGCUUAGCAUAUGUGAGGCCCCAAAAUGUACAUAUAUAAAUGUAGAAUAUAUAUAUAUAUAUAUAAUCUCAAAAAAAUUGAUAUUUGCCAAAAUAUUAAAUAAUCCAUUGUAGCUAUCUUGGAAUUGUAAGUGAUUUUUUUUUUCCUUGUGGGUAUUUUUUUUUCCUGUCUGCUUAUAAAAAAGGAGAAAAUGACCAUCAAAGAGAAAAAAAACCAAAUCUGUUUUCAUCUGUUUCCCCACAUAUUCUUCCUUCUCUUCCCCUAGAUUAAUGAAGUAGACCUUAGACAUCAUAUUUUAUUCAUAAACCCAUUAGUAUGUAUUCCUAAGAAUAAUGUAUUUCUUUUACCUUAUUUUUGGGGAUACUGGGAAUAGAACCCAGGGCCUUGUUCAUGCUAGGCAGAUAUUCUGCCACUGAGCCACAUCCUGAGUCCUAUAUCCUCUUUUUAAAACCUACUGAUUGGGGCUGGAGUUGUGGCUCAGUGGUAGAGUGCUUACCUAGCAUGUGUGAGGCACUUGGUUCGAGCCUCAGCACCACAUAAAAAUAUACAAAUAACACAUAGAAAAAAACCUACUGAUGCUAUCAUUAGCACACUUAAGAAUAUUAACAGUAAUUCUUUAAUAUUGUCACAUAAUUUACUAGGUAUUCAUUUUCACUCAUUCGUUUUUGUUACUGUGAGGUAAGCCCAGUGGAGCUCUACCACUGAGCUGCAUCUACAUCUCCUAGCCCCUUUUAUUUUUUUAUUUUGAGACUUAGCAUCUCACUAAGUUUCUAGACUGGCCUCUAACUUUUGAUCCUCCUGCUUCAGCCUUCUGAGUAUGCAUCACUGUGCCCAGCUGCUAAAUGUAUUUUUAAUUUAAUUUUUAAAUGUUUUAAGAAAUUUUAUCAUAACUGUAUGAUUGUUUUCUUUCCACAUUUUUUAUUGGUUCAUUAUUAUAGUUAUACAUAAUGAUGGGAUUUGUUGUUAAACAUUUAUACAUGCACACAAUAUAACAAUAUAAUUUGGCCAAUAUCUCUUUUCAACACUUUCCCCCUCCCUCACCUCCCUGAUGCCUUUUCCUCUACUGAUCUCCCUUUGAGUCCUGCCCCUGCCCACCUUUUUUUUUCUUCCUCUUUUUCCUCUUACCUACACAUAUGAGAGAAAAUAUAACCCUUGACCUCCUGAGUAAUGGUUCCAUCCAUUUUCCUGCAAAUGUCAACCGUGUUUUAAAGCUGGUUUAUUUGAAUCAAAGUCGGAACAAAGUCUGUGCAUUGUUUUUGGUUGAUAUGUUUUGUUUUUUGUUCACUGAAAUGUAAUUCACAUAAAAUUUGCCCUUCUGAAGUCAGGUCAGAGAUUUAGUAUAUUCACAUUAGUUCAUAUAGACCUAGAAAUGUGAAUAGUGAGACCUUCUCAAAAUGAAUGGGAAUUCAGUUUUAUUUUAACAUUAAAAAAAGAAAAAAAAAACUUAAGUGUCAUGGUACACUCCUGUCAUCCCAGAUUCUCAGGGGGCUGAAGCAAGAGAAUUGCAAGUUGGAGGCCAUCUGGGCAAUUUAGGAAAACUCUGUCUUCAAAAUAAAAAUUACAAAGGGCUGAGUCUGUAGCUCAAUGACAAAACACUCCUGAGUUCAAUCCCCAGUAUUGGAAAAUUAAUUAACUAAUUAAUUUAAAAUAAAAAAUAAUAUAAGAGGGAUGAAUACAAAACAAAUGUGGUUGCAGAUUAUAUUGAAUACUCUUUUGGAGGGGGUUACUGAGGAUUGAACCCAGGGGCACUUUUACCAUUGGGCUGUAUCUCCAGGCCUUUUUAAUUUUUUGAGACAGAGUCUCAUUAAGUCACUACCGACCUCCUAAAUUACUGAGGCUGGCCUCAAACUCAUGGUGCUUCUGCUUCAGCUUCUGGGAUUACAGGCAUGGACCACCAUGCCCAGUAAUAUAGAAUACAUGUGGGCAGGAAAAUGCCAAGUUAAUGGCCAUCAGUUGUAGAAAUAACUCAUGAAGACUUUUUAAAAAAAAUAAUUUUUUAGAUAUUGAUGGACCUUUAUUUUGUUCAUUUAUUUAUAUGCAGUGCUGAGAAUCGAACCCAGUGCCUCACUCAUGCUAGGCAAGUGCUCUAUCACUGAGCCACAACCCUAGCUCCUCAUGAAGCUUUUGUGCAUAGGCAAAUGAACUGGGUUUAACUAUUUAAAAGUUAUUUAAACCGUGUUUUAAAAAGUCGGAAGUCGAGCUGGGUAUGUAGCUCAGUAGUAGAGCCUUUUCCUAACAUAUAUGCAAGGCUCUGGGUUUAGUCCCCAGCACUGCAAAAUAAAUAAAUAAAAUAAACUUAAAAAAGUAAAAGCUAAAAGUCACUGUACAGGUCUAUGAAGAAAGUAUGUCACCUAAGUAAGCCUGGUCUAUAAUAGACAUUAACAGUUGUGUGAGGUAUGAAGGGGGGAAAAUAAAUCAUCUGACACAACAUACAUCAACAAAAAAAGUGUUGUCAAUCAAACUAGAAAAUGGUAGUCCAUAAAAUGAAAUUUCCACACUCUGGUGACUAUAUUUCAAGAAAGACAGAAUGAGAAGAUCCAGAAAAGGACAAUUUAAAGAAAGAAAUUAGGGGGCUGGCGUUGUGGCUCAGUGGUAGCGUACUUGCCUAGCAAGCACGAGGCCUUGGGUUCGAUCCUCAGCACCACAUAAAAACAAAUAAAGGUAUUGUGUCCAACUACAACUAAAAAAUAAACAUUAAAAAGAAAAAGAAAUUAGGGCUGCGGUUGUGGCUCAGUAGUAUAGAGUGGUUGUUUCACACAUAUGAGGCACUGGGUUUGAUCCUCAGCACCACAUAAAAAUAAAAUAAAGGCAUUGUGUCCAUCUUCAACUAAAAAUAAAACAUUAAUAUGAAAAGAAAGUAAUGUGAUAGGAAGAUUACAUUUUGCCCAAAUGUAUAGUGAAUGAGGGAAUACAGUCAAAUAUUAAAAUUGACAGAAGUGAAAGAGGAUUGCAGAUUUAUUAUAAAAUCAGGGUAUCUACUUUUUGAUACAUAUGAAAAAGGUAAUUUGGAACAAUAAAAGAAAUUCUAAAAUGUUUGCACCUCAUUUCCCCAAGAAGCAGUAGAGCUUAUUAUGAAGAGUUUCAAAUUUUUAUGUAUUUAUGGAUUUUUGUGGGAAAUAAAAAUGUUUGAGGUUCAGAACAUCUCAGGCCUUUGAAGCUCAUAGGAUAUGAAUAGCAAGGCUGACUGAUAAGUCCCUUGCCUGUUCUUGCCCAAGGCAAAAUACUGGGGCUAGAUGAACUUUUUUUGUUUCUGUUUUUGUUAGCAUGAUAGUUUUUCUUAUUAUGGGAAAAGCCUAGCAUAUUUGUCUUUAUAGCCCUAUGUCUUUCCAUUAGUGUUAAAAACUGGAGUUUUCUAAAAGGUCAAAAAGUAAAUGAAUUUGUUUGUUUCAUUCUCUGUCAGAGUUUAAUAUAGACUCCUUUGGGGCUGCUUAGAAGCCAAAGAAUAUUAGUAUGAAGUAUAAACUCACUGGGCAUUUUUAUUUGUCCUCCUCUGGGGAAAUAUUUUGUCAGCCCUCAGUUAUUUUCUUGGUAAUCCAGUAACAAGUAACGAGAAUUGGUUUCAUUUCCUUGUGCAUUCCUUCUGCCAUCAUGUAGACCUUUUGAUGUUUUAGACAAGAGACUUCAUAUAGAUGGCUAGCUGAAAUACUUAGUUUUUUCUUUUCUUUUUUUUUUUUUUUUAAUGUUGGGGAUCAAAUGGAGGGACUCAGGAAUGCUAGGCAAGUGCUCUCCUAUUAAUUCUUUUUUCAAUAUGUAAUUCUUCUUUUUAUUACUGAGGAUUGAACCUAGGGCCUUGCAUAUACUAGGUAAGGACUCUACCACUUAGCUGCAUUUUCAGCCCAAUAUGCAAUUUUUUUUUUGUAGUUGUAUAUGGACAGAAUGCCUUUAUUUUGUUUGUUCAUUUAUAUGUAGUACUAAGGACAGAAACUAGUGCCUCACACAUGCUAGGCAAAUGCUCUGCCACUGACCCACAGCCCCAGCCCACUUUUUUUUUUUUUUUUUGGAAGGCAACAACAGACUAGUUUGUUAUAAAUUUUGAUGGCUUACCUUUUGUGUUAUUAGGUACAGGUUAUAAUGCCUCCUUUUAUAUUUGAUUUUUUAUGAUUUUUACAAUAUAGGUCAUAAUUUUUAAAAAGUUCUUAUUUUCAAAUAAUAAAAGAAUAUGGUUUAAACUAUAAAAAGUACAGAAAGAGGUGCAUCAAAAAAUAGAUUUUUUUUUUCACCUUUGUUGACACUCACCUAGUUCCUCUUAAGCAACCACUAUUUUUAGUUUCUUAUAUGUUUUUUCCAGAGAUACUGUAGGGCUAUACAAACUUAUAUGUGUAUAUGCAUUUUGUUUUGUUUCAUGAAUGAUCCCUCAUUCUCCUGUAUCUUUCUUUCUCUUAAAGUAAAUUUUGGUAGGGUAUGAGUGGGAACUGAUUAAUUAAUUAAUUAAUUUGGUGAUUGAGUACUGAACAGUCUCUUUUCAACUCUAUUGGAUGACCAGAAUUCAUUAAAUUAGUCUGCAUUGAGUUGUUUUUAGUCUUCUGUUAUUUUAAAUAAUACACGGUUAUUUUUAUAUAAUAAUUCUACCACCCUAUCAUAUGAAAUAUUCAGAAAUAUAUGUAAUAUUGAGAAAAAGAUUCUAGUAGGGGUUAGUGUUUUAUGAAAUAAACAUAUGAAAUAUAAUGAUACAUCUGAGUAUAAUUUUCCAGUAUUUUGAUAUAAAAAAUGCAUUAUAAGAAUUUCAGACUCAAAGGCCAAAGGUUCUCCCUGAUAAGUAGAUGCUGAUGCACAAUGAGGGGCAUUCGAAGAAUGGGGAAACUUUGGACAAAGGGGAAGGAGGAGACAUCAUUACCCUAGGCACAUGUAUGACUGCACAUAUGGUGCAACUCUACAUUGUAAACUACCAAAGAAAUGAAAAGCUGUGCUUCAUUUGUGUACAAUGAACAAUGCAUUCUGCUGUCAUGUGUAACUAAUUAGAAUAAAAAAAAGAAAAAAAAAAGAAUUUCAGA
This is a messenger RNA of Marmota monax (woodchuck), 7714 nucleotides long. RefSeq names its product BCL2 like 13 (gene Bcl2l13). NCBI's taxonomy places the organism in Eukaryota, Metazoa, Chordata, Mammalia, Rodentia, Sciuridae. Bases 205 to 669 code for a protein of 154 amino acids. Gene Ontology annotation, cellular component: mitochondrion. The transcript is spliced from 6 exons. Gene Ontology annotation, biological process: apoptotic process; regulation of apoptotic process. The record is from RefSeq and is a predicted model, not a curated record.